Molecule: messenger RNA, 2624 nt
Organism: Hemibagrus wyckioides
Lineage: Eukaryota; Metazoa; Chordata; Actinopteri; Siluriformes; Bagridae
Gene: rufy1
Product: RUN and FYVE domain containing 1
Exons: 17
Coding region: 30-2105 (691 amino acids)
Biological process (GO): protein transport; regulation of endocytosis
Cellular component (GO): cytoplasm
Molecular function (GO): metal ion binding
Source: RefSeq, a predicted model, not a curated record
CUAGCGUCAUGUGAUUAGACUCAGUGAAAAUGGCGGACGAGGAUCCGAACAGGGAAGUUCAAAACAAUGCUGUCAAAGACGAAGAAACAGGGACGACAUCAGCUGAACAGGACAGCAUGGCGAGCGAAGCGCAUGGAGAACGCAAGGAUAAAACAGUCGAUAGUUCGUGGUCGGCGCCGAUUUUGUCGUUUGCCCGAAAAGCGUCGGAAACGAUCAGCAGCGCUGGAUUGCGGAACCCCUUAUCCGUGUCUGAGGCUCCUAACCCGGACACCUCUGACUCCACUAAACCGGCUAUGAAAGAUCCAAUGUCGGUGGAGAGGUCCAAUCUGUUAUCCAUGAUGAAGCUCAGUAUAAAGGUUCUGAUCCAGUCCUCACUCAGCCUGGGCCGGACGCUCGACUCGGAGUAUCCGCCUCUCCAGCAGUUCUUCAUCGUGCUGGAACACUGCCUUAAACACGGACUAAAAGUGAGGAAGUCGUUCAUUGGGCAGAAUAAAUCGAUCUGGGCUCCUCUGGAGCUGAUGGAGAAGCUGUGCCCUGAGUCAGCUGACCUCGCCAUGAGCGUCCGAGACAUGCCAGGACUCAAGACGGGACUGGGCCGAGCUCGAGCCUGGCUGCAUUUGGCUCUCAUGCAGAAGAAAGUGGCGGAUUACAUGAAGGUUCUUAUAAACAGGAAAGACCUUCUGGGGGAGUUUUAUGAGCCUGGAGCUUUGGUAAUGGAGGAAGAAGGAUCCGUGAUCGUCGGGAUGCUGGUGGGGCUGAACGUCAUCGAUGCUAACCUGUGUGUGAAAGGGGAAGACCUGGAUUCUCAGGUGGGUGUCAUUGAUUUCUCACUGUACCUAAAGGACCCUCAGACAACCGAGAGCCCACAAGAUGACUCAAAAAUGACCGUGAUUCUGGACCAGAAGCACUACAUAGAAGAACUAAACCGCCACCUGAGCGGCACAGUGACGGACCUUCAGUCCAAGAUGGACUCUCUGGAGAAGACCAACUCUAAACUCAUCGAGGAGCUCUCGGCAGCUACAGACCGGAUCAAUUCCCUGAGGGAGGAGCAGGAACAUCUCCGAGAGGAGAACGCCUCCAUCCUCCAGAGCAGCCAGAGGAAAGAAGAGGUUACGCUGCAGGACAGCCAGGUGGAGCUGGAGACCUACAAGCAGACCAGGCAAGGUCUGGAUGAAAUGUACAAUGUGGUGUGGAAACAGUACAAAGAGGAGAGGCGCAUUCGGCAGGAGCUGCAGAAGGAGCUGGAGCUGCAGGUGGGUCUGAAGCAGGAGAUGGAAGUGGCCAUGAAGCUGCUAGAGAAGGACAUUCACGAGAAACAUGACACACUGGCGGCUCUGCGACAACAACUGGACCAGGUCAAAUCUCUCAACCUGCAGAUGUUCAACAAGGCACAGGAUGCCGACAGCAUGAUGCAGAGGAAAGAUGAGGAGGCUGUAAGACUGGAGGAGAAGAUGAAAGAGAUGGAAACAGCCAUGAAAGAGCUGGAACUGAGGUUACAGAACUCUGAGAACGGAAGGAAGAACACCGAGGACAGUCAGAAAGAGCUGUGCUCAGAAAUGAAAGGGAGAGUGGAAGCGCUGCAGAAACGUCUCAGUGACCUCGACACGCUGAGGGCGAGGCUGGAGGCGGAGGUAAGCAAGGAGAAGGAGCAGAGGCAGAGUCUGCAGAGAGAUCUGCAGCGUGAGCAGGACAACAGCGCUGAACUGCGCACACAGCUGCAACAGCUGCAAGGUCUUCAGAUGGAAAUGCUGAACCUGCAGCAGGAGAAGAAACAGCUGCAGCAGGUGUGUCAGGAACAGGAGCAGGCGCUGCAGGAGAUGGGCCUUCACCUCAGCCAGUCCAAACUGAAGAUGGAGGACUUUAAAGAAGUCAAUAAAGCAUUAAAGGGUCAAGCCUGGCUGAAAGACGACGAAGCCACGCAGUGUAAGCAGUGCCAAAAGGAAUUCUCCAUCUCUCGCCGAAAACACCACUGUAGGAACUGUGGAGACAUUUACUGCAGCAGCUGUUCCAGCAACGAGUUACCGCUGCCGUCGUACCCCAAACCGGUGCGAGUCUGCGACGUCUGUCACUCCCUCCUGCUCCAGAGAAGCUCCAGCGGCUCCUGACGCUCCUCCGCGUCUCAAACACCAAACGUGACCAAUCACACGCUGACACUUCGAGGCUAAUUGGAUUAACACACAUGCAUUGCCGUUUUUUUUAAGAGGCUUCGGUUCGUCUGAAACCUUUUUAGCCAGCAUGUGAUAGAAUAAAUCGAUGAAUUAUAUGCAAAGUCAUUUUGUAAUUUCUUCUACAGGGAGAAUGUGAUCAUUUUUUAAGAGGACUAAUACAGUAAAAUGAAACGUAUAAUGGUACUAAUGCUAAUGAACGAUUGUAUUUUUCUCUCUUGCUGAUAAUCUCCAUUUUAGGGAGAAAAACUUUAACACAUUAAAAAAUAAACACUUUUCAUAAUAACCUUUUGCGCACUUCCCAAAAAAAAAGAGACGUGUGUAAGAUUUUUUUUUUUCAAUUAUGUGCUCUUUUUCUAAAUGUGAUUGUAGGGAAUAAGAAUAAAACAAUGCUUUUCUUAAAGCUGUGUUGUGUAAGAUCUGAAACACUGCCUGCUGUGUGCGAUAAUAUUACAAAUA